GUUUUCGCCUAUCGAACCAUCGAAUUCAAACAUUCACAGCCGAAACUUUUCAUAGACAUACAGGAGAUGAUUCUUCGGAACCGAGGCCAAUCACAGCUUAUCUCGUACAAUAAUGAUUUCUGAAUCACCACAUCAAGAAAUUCACGGUGAGUUUUCGAGGUCCUUUCAUUAAACAUCAGGCAUUGGGGCGAACCGGAGGCAGCGAGGCUGCAGACUGGUACAACAGUCAGGCGAUCGAUCAUCACCGAGCGGUGCUGGAGGUCUUGACCUCUGUCUGCUGUCGCCUACUAGGCUACGAGACUUCAACUCGUUGCACACCCUUUCAUCGGACUUGCAGAGCAGACAGCCUACCUUCAACAAAAAUGGCUACGCCCACAGUUUCGUCCUUCAUUAGCUCUGUGAUCCUGCAGCCCAUCAUCGUGGCGAUCAGCAGUGGUGUGCUUUCAUCCCUCCUAUCCUACGAGAUCGCUGGACAGUUCGACUGGAGGCCGAUCGCUAUAUGCGCGACAUGUGAUGUUCUUACUAUCGGGAUGGACCACAUGAAGGAUCAAGAAGCUGAAAUCGGUACUCCGGGUGCGGCUGUCGUAAAGCGCCUUACCCCCCUCGCCCGUAUCUUCAUGGCGUUCAAUGCGUCAUUGCUUGCCGUAGCCUUGUGUCAAAGUCCACCAAAAGUGACUCUCGUCACCGCAUUUUUUACCGUCCCCGCCUUUCUGUGGACGACGCCGAUCGAGCUUUGGCGGAUCAGUGCAGUCUUGAAGAAAUUCAUAGGGGCAAAUCACGAUCAAGAACUGAAAACUGAUUCACCCCAAACUAACGAACCACUCAUAAUCAAACGAAUUCCUGGCGUGAAGGCUCUAUUUAGCGGUAUCAUUCGAGGUUGUGGGGUAUUCUGCGUUGUUUACUCGACACUGCAGGUAUCAUCGCAAUCGGCUUAUAACCCACCUCCAUGGACGAUCUUUGAGACUGUCAUUUGGUCGACGGUUAAUCGCACUUGUCAUUGUAUCCUGGCAGACGUGCGCGACUACGACGAGGACAAGAAGACUGCAGUCCCAACAAUACCCGUUCUUCUAGAUUCCCCGCUCAAGACUCGGAUACUCUUAACUGUCGUUCAAGCAGUCGUCAUGAUGGCCUUCCUCCACAAUCCAUUCAUUGUGGCGAGUUCCUCGUUCGCAAUUGCUCUUGUUUGGAUUCUAGGGAAAGAUUCUCCGAAAGUUUAUUUCCGUUUCAGUCUUCACUCACAAACGAUAUUCAUUGUUCUGUACGCUGUUAUGCUCGCUUUCGACAUUAUCUAGAUCACUAUUGUGCGUCUCAGGGUUAAACGUUCUUGGAAUAUAUAGGUAGCCUUCACUGACUGCCGAUACUCGCGCGCUGUUUUGAAUUACCGCACAAACCCCAUGCAUAUGUCUCGUACUUAGGAUACAAAUAUCCUUUCAGAUGUCUCUCUCGUAGUGUAUAAUUUUAUACUCUUCCCUUUGAUCAACGGUGUACCUUUUCUUGCUAUCUCUGUAGUCAUGCCGACAUUUUGUUUAGAAAGCAAUGUCUGGAAUUUUUCAUAUGCACGCGACUAAAAGAAAAUCGUACUUAAUUAUUUCAUCCA
This is a messenger RNA of Suillus bovinus, 1597 nucleotides long. RefSeq lists its product as uncharacterized. Bases 363 to 1292 code for a protein of 309 amino acids. The transcript has 5 exons. The record is from RefSeq and is a predicted model, not a curated record. Lineage: Eukaryota; Fungi; Basidiomycota; Agaricomycetes; Boletales; Suillaceae.